UACAUAGGGUAAAAUACAUGUAUAAUAUAUUCUGGACAUAGCUUUUUCCUAAGAGAUCCUUUUGAUAGAUACUAUUUUGGAUGUGAUUAAUCAUAUAAAUCUGUCGAUAAGGAGAAGUUGUGGUAUGAAAAUAAGAUGGUGUGCUUAUCUGAACUAAUCAUUGGCAUUUCUAAGAUACCAUUUAGCAUAGUACAGUCUUCACUAGUAUCACAAACACUUUAAAUAAAAAAUUGAAUACAUAAAAUCAAGUAGGUAGGGUAAUGUAAAUAAAAGUAUUUACAAUGACAUUUAUAUUGGAGAUUACAGGUAAUAUGAAAUUAAUUACAUAUAAAGCUGCAUUCAACACCACCAUCAACAUUAAUUUUUAUUUUGAAAAUAAAAGUGAUGAUUCACCUUAACCACUUAAUAACGCCUAGUCAUGCCUAGUGAUGCGAUUAAAGAUAAAUGAGCUUCAAAACGAAAGCAAGAAGUAGAACUGAUAACUGAUGUGAGAUAAAGUGUUAUCAAGUUAAGUUACUGUCAGUGUGGAGUUGUGAACUUGGCAAAUUGUUGAGUUUCAGAACAAGUGAACAUGGAGGAAGAAACAGUUGUGAUACAAACUAAACUGGGUCAGCUGAGAGGUCUGGUUAAACAUUCUGUUCUCAAUGACAAGACUUUCUAUGCCUUCCUGGGUAUACCGUUUGGCAAACCUCCUCUCGGGGACCUCAGGUUUAAGGCACCUCAACCUUACGGAGGAUGGGAAGGCAUCAGAGAUGCUCUCACAGAUGGCAAUGACCCCAAACAACCUGCAUUUUCGGCCUUGUAUACCCUAACUAGUGAAAGUACUGGCAGUGAAGACUGCCUGUACCUCAAUGUUUACACAAAUGAGCUUUCUCCAAAAAAUGGUGAAAAGAAGCCAGUUUUUGUAUCCAUCCCAGGGGGAGGUUUCUUAUGUUGGUCCGGGAGUUCGACUAAAUCAGGUGUUGACAACUUCAUGAACGGUGAUGUAGUAGUUGUCUCUUUCAACUAUAGACUUGGUGCUUUUGGAUUUCUAUCUUUGGAGAGAGAGGAUGCUCCAGGAAAUGCAGGACUCAAGGACCAGACUUUGGCCUUACAGUGGGUACAUGACAACAUUGACAGUUUUGGAGGUGAUCCAAACAAUGUCACCCUUAUUGGAGUUAGUGCUGGAGGAGCCUCGGUACACUUUCAACUUUUGUGUCCUCCUUCCAGAGGACUGUUCCAUAAGGCUAUUAUACAAUGCGGCUUUGCAAAUAAUCCAUGGGCUAAUCAAGAAGCUCCACGGGAAACUGCUUUAGAACUGGCCAAAGCCUUGGGAUGUACCUCUGAGGACUCUGAUGAAGUACUUAAAUUCCUCAAGUCUGCAUCUGCCGAUGAUAUAGUGGCUGGCACUCAUAAGUUAUGUAUGGCUGAGAGGAAAAAAGUUCCGGACUUUGUGUUCACCCCCAGUGUGGAAGUAUCUGGAGCAGAAUCCUCUCUGCCUGAUCUUCCUGACAAUCUAAUGAAAAGAGGGGAGUUUGCUCAGGUUCCUGUCAUUCUUGGGUGUUCUGUCAGAGAAGGAACUGUAGUAACCAUGUUUAAUGGAAUCAGUGAUAAAGCAUUUGAGUUCAUCAACAACAAUCCUGAAGUGCUUGUGCCAUCAUUUCUGGGACUAAAUCAAAGAAGUGUUGACAAGAAAGAGGCUGAAAAUGAAAUUUGGGAAUUUUACUUCAAAGGAGAACCUCUUUGUUGGGAUACUGUACACCAAUACCUCGUAUGUCAGAGCGACAUUCAGUUCAAUUUUGGAAUGGAACAAACCAGAAGUUACCUGGUAGAGAAAUCCACAGCUCCAGUCUACACGUAUCUCUACACUAAUCACUCAAGGUGUAUAUGUCAUCUCACAUUCCAAGGAGAACUUUCAAAGCUGCUUUCUUCAGAAACAUGCCAUGGUGCAGACAGCUUGUAUACUGUUAAAUCUGAAAUGAUUAAAACUCCAGAACUAUCUCCUGAAGGAAAGGAAGUAAUUAGUAAACAUGUCAAAGCGUGGAAUAAUUUUGCCACUUUUGGUGACCCUAACCACAAGGGUUUGGGAGCAGUUUGGCAAAAGGACUCAGUUGCCAGUCCUUGUUUCAUGGAAAUGGGAACCUCCUGGAGUCUGAAAUCAGGCCUUACUCUGCCAGAUAGGAUUGGGUUCUGGAAGAGGCUGACAGCAAAAUAUGUUUUAGAACAAGUGAACAUGGAGGAAGAAACAGUUGUGAUACAAACUAAACUGGGUCAGCUGAGAGGCCUGGUUAAACAUUCUGUUCUCAAUGACAAGACUUACUAUGCCUUCCUGGGUAUACCGUUUGGCAAACCCCCUCUCGGGAACCUCAGGUUUAAGGCACCUCAACCUUACGGAGGAUGGGAAGGCAUCAGAGAUGCUCUCAAAGAUGGCAACGAUCCCAAACAACCCGGCCUCAUGUCCCUAUAUAGUCCAAGUUUUGAAAGUAGUGGUAGUGAAGAUUGUCUAUAUCUAAACAUUUAUAUGAAUGAGCUUCCUCGUAUAAAUGAAGAAAAGAAACCAGUUUUAGUAUCCAUUCCCAGUGGAGGUUUCCUUUGUUGGUCCGGGAGUUCAACAAAAUGUGGUGUUGACAAUUUCAUGAAUGGUGACGUAGUUGUUGUUUCUUUCAACUACAGACUUGGCGCUUUCGGUUUCUUAUCUUUGGAAAAUGAUGAAGCCCCAGGCAAUGCAGGACUCAAGGAUCAGACCCUGGCUUGAAAUUGGGUUCAUGACAACAUUGACAGUUUUGGAGGUGACCCAAAUAAUGUCACUAUCUUUGGCAUCAGUGCAGGAGGAGCCUCAGUUCACUUUCAACUCCUGUGUCCUCCAUCCAGAGGGCUGUUUCAUAAGGCUAUUAUACAAUGUGGGUUUGCCAAUAAUCCAUGGACUAAUCAAGAAGCUCCACGGGAAACUGCUUUAGAACUGGCCAAAACCAUGGGAUGUACCUCUGAGGACUCUGAUGAAGUACUUCAGUUCCUUAAGUCUGCAUCUGCCGAUGAUAUAGUGGCUGGUACACAUAAGCUGUGCACAGCUGAGAGAAUGAAAGUUCCGGACUUUGUGUUCACGCCCAGUGUGGAAGUCACAGGAGAAGAAUCCUCCCUGCCUGAUAUUCCGGAACGUCUUAUGGAGAGAGGGCAGUUAGCUCAGGUUCCUAUCAUCCUUGGACGUUCUCUCAGAGAAGGAACUGUAGCAACUAUGUUCAAUGGAAUCAGUGAUAAAAAAUUUGAGUUCAUCAACAAAAAUCCUGAAGUGCUUGUACCAUCAUUUCUGGGCCUGAAACAAGGAAGUGUUGAAAAGAAAGAAGCAAAAAAUGAAAUUUGGGCAUUUUACUUCAAAGGAGAACCUCUGUCAUGGGAUACUGUGCACCAAUACCUCAUAUGUCAGAGCGACAUUCAGUUCAAUUUUGGAAUGGAACAAACCAGAAGUUACCUGGUAGAGAAAUCCACUGAUCCAGUCUACACAUAUCUCUACACUGAUCAUUCAAGGUGCGCAUGUCACCUUAUGUUUAGAGGGGAACUUUCAAAGCUGCUUUCCUCAGAAACGUGCCAUGGUUCUGACGGCUUGUAUUCCAUAGAAGCAGAAUUUAUGAAAUCCCUGGAAGUAACUCCUGAAGGAAAGGAAGCAAUAAAAAAACAUGUCAAAGCAUGGAUAAAUUUUGCCUCUUUUGGGGAUCCAAACCACGAGGGGCUGGGAGUAGUUUGGAAAAAGGACUCAGUUGACAAUCCUUGUUUCCUAGAAAUGGGAACCUCCUGGAGUCUGAAAUCAGGCAUCCCUCAACCAGACAGGAUUGAAUUUUGGAAGAGGAUGGACAGCAAAAUAUUGUAAAGCUUAAUAUAUUUAUUAAAAAAACUGUAUAAAAAAAUACAAACCUGUAACAUUAUCCAGUUAAUCACAGUGCAUUUUUCCUUCCACUGAGCGCAUUUUAAUAAAAUGAAAUAAAAGAGUUUUUGUACCAAAUUCAAAUAAUA
This is a messenger RNA of Homalodisca vitripennis (glassy-winged sharpshooter), 3984 nucleotides long. RefSeq lists its product as uncharacterized. The record is from RefSeq and is a predicted model, not a curated record. The transcript is spliced from 21 exons. Lineage: Eukaryota; Metazoa; Arthropoda; Insecta; Hemiptera; Cicadellidae.